AUGAAUAUUUUUACUAUUUUAUGUGCCAAUAAGUACAGACAUUAUAGUACAUUAUUGAAAUAUCAUCACAGAUAUAGGAGCCCAAAAUGUUCUUCGUUAGUUAUGCAGAAAAGAUUUAAAAAAGAUGAUAGCUUAUCUACUCUGUUUGUUCCUGUACCUGUUAAACCAAGUCCAGAUGAUAUAAAUGUUGGUGCUGAACUUACUGGAAGACUGAAUAAAGGAGAUCUUUUAAAAAUACUUAAUCGGUUUUACCAAAAGCCAGAAAUCAAACAGCUGGCUUCAGAAAAUGGAUUAGAUAAUUACUUGCAGCAUCAAGCCUAUAUAAGUUUUAGAAGAUUUUGUCUUGAAGCCAAUACAUUGCCUGUUGAUCUUCAUGUUGUUAUUAGUGAUAUUCUUCAAGGAGCUGGCCAUGUAGAUGAUAUACUUCCAUAUUUUUUAAGACAUGCGAAACAAAUGUUUCCACACCUUGAGUGUAUGGAUGAUUUAAAGAAAAUUAGUGAUCUUCGUUCACCUGCUAAUUGGUAUCCAGAAGCUAGAGCUAUUAAUCGUAAAAUAGUGUUUCAUGCGGGUCCGACAAACAGUGGAAAAACCUAUCAUGCUUUAGAAAAGUAUUUGUCUUCCAAUUCAGGAGUUUACUGUGGUCCAUUAAAGCUUUUGGCUACUGAAGUAUAUCGCAAAUCAAAUGAAAGAGGUACUCCAUGUGACUUGGUAACUGGAGAAGAAAGAAAAUUUGCUGAUGAAAAAAAUGAAGCUUCUAAACACAUUUCUUGUACUGUUGAAAUGGCAAAUGUAAACACACCUUAUGACAUUGCAGUAAUUGAUGAAAUACAAAUGAUGAAAGAUCCUAGUCGUGGUUGGGCUUGGACAAGAGCUUUGUUAGGUUUGGUGGCCAAUGAAAUUCAUAUUUGUGGAGAAGAAGGUGCAGUUGAAUUAGUUAAAGGUUUAAUGACAACCACUGGUGAAGAUGUUCAGGUUUGCAGGUAUAAACGACUUACUGAAUUAGCUAUUGAAGAUUCAGCAGUUAGUAAUUUAGAUAAUAUUAUGCCGGGUGAUUGCAUUGUUUGCUUCAGUAAAAAUGAUGUAUACACGGUUAGUCGAGGAAUAGAAUCCAGGGGUAUUGAAGUAGCUGUAAUUUACGGCGGUUUGCCUCCGAAUACUAAGCUGGCUCAAGCACAAAAAUUCAAUGACCCUAAAAAUUCCUGUAAUGUUCUUGUUGCUACUGAUGCUAUUGGAAUGGGGUUAAACUUAAGUAUUAGAAGAAUUAUAUUUUAUUCAUUAAUAAAACCAACAUUAAAUGAGAAGGGAGAAAAAGAAAUGGAUACUAUAUCAGUAUCACAAGCACUUCAAAUUGCAGGACGAGCUGGGCGUUACGGAACACAAUAUGAAAAGGGUUAUGUCACAACAUUUAAACCACAAGAUUUAUCUACUUUAAGAAAUAUAUUAUCAGAAAAACCUGAACCUAUAAUCAAAGCAGGACUUCAUCCAACUGCUGAUCAGAUAGAACUAUAUGCAUAUCAUUUGCCAAAUUCUACAUUAUCCAAUCUUGUGGAUAUUUUUAUUUCAUUGUCUACUGUCGAUGAUUCAUUGUACUUCAUGUGUAACAUUGAAGAUUUUAAAUUUCUUGCUGAUAUGAUACAGCAUGUGCCAUUACCGCUUAGAGCAAGAUAUGUUUUCUGUUGUGCACCUAUAAAUAGAAAAAUGCCAUUUGUUUGCACCAUGUUUCUGAAGUAUGCUAGACAAUAUAGUAAAAAUCAAUCAAUCACUUUUGAUUGGCUAUGCAAGCAUAUUGGAUGGCCUUUCACUAUUCCAAAAACUAUUAUUGAUUUAGUACAUUUAGAAGCAGUGUUUGAUGUUCUUGAUUUGUACUUAUGGUUUAGUUAUAGGUUUACUGAUUUAUUUCCUGAAGCCAAUUUAGUAAGGGAUAUGCAAGCAGAAUUAGAUGAUAUUAUUGAACAAGGUGUUGUUCAAAUUACUAGAUUGUUAAAGAACUCUGAAUCCUCUAGUCCAAAUAGUGAAUCAAUUGAAGAAGAUUUUAAUGUUGCUAGGCAUAAACAUAAUUAUUUAAGAGGAUCAGCCCAAAGAAAUUUUAAUAAUAAUAAUAUUGGAAAGGGCAGACUUACAGAAAGACUUUUAGCUCAAGGACUAUUGACUCCUAAUAUGAUCGAUGAAUUGCACAGGGAAUGGAAUAAAAAUACAAAUAAAGGUGAAGGUAAUUGUGAUAGUGAUGAUGAUAAUGAUGAUCCACCAACUCAUCCUAAUAAUUCAACUAAUAAAAGAUCUAACAGGAGAAGAAGAAAAUUUUAGAUUGUAUUAAAUCAAAUUGUUUUUUAUUUAAUAAUACAUUGUUUCAUAUUAUAAUUAUUUUGAUAGCAA
Molecule: messenger RNA, 2373 nt
Organism: Sipha flava (yellow sugarcane aphid)
Lineage: Eukaryota; Metazoa; Arthropoda; Insecta; Hemiptera; Aphididae
Gene: Suv3
Product: ATP-dependent RNA helicase SUV3 homolog, mitochondrial
Exons: 15
Coding region: 1-2304 (767 amino acids)
Biological process (GO): mitochondrial RNA 3'-end processing; RNA catabolic process
Cellular component (GO): mitochondrial degradosome
Molecular function (GO): ATP binding; hydrolase activity, acting on acid anhydrides; RNA helicase activity
Source: RefSeq, a predicted model, not a curated record